UGGAUAGCGAGCUACGCGCUCCAUCGCGCCACGUCCGCAUUUUCUCUUUCUUUCCCUCGCGUCUUGCCUCAUGAUUCCUCUCCAAGACCACCGUUUGAUCCCAAAGCCCUCGCCAUUUCUCCAAAUCUCGGCUUCCCAUGCUCCAAACCCUCACCAAAAAUGUUUCCCAACCCAAAAGAUCGUACCUUUUUUCAAAUUCUAUACUUCCCACUUCCCAAAUUCUCUCACCAUCCGAGUUUCCGCCCAAAAGACUGCACCUUUCUCGAAAAUUUUACCUUACCAUCUCCAAAUUCCUCUUCAGGACUCGGUGUUCAUGAACAAUCCUUGGAAAUUUCACCACUCUCUUGCUAUCAUGGCUGCCGUUUCUUUCCCAUUCCCUUCCUUUGCCGCCGAAACAGAGCUUUCUGCUUCAGAUAAGAUCAAUAUCGAAGCAAUUGUUAUCUCGAUCGAUGAUUUCUUCAACCGGAACCCAUUCUUCGUCGCUGGAGUCACGUUCAUUUGGCUGGUCGUAAUACCGCUGACCCAAGGGUAUCUAAAGAAGUACAAGUACAUCAGCGCCAUUGAUGCUUUUCGGAAGCUAAGGGAUGUGCCCAAUUCACAGCUGCUGGAUAUUAGGAAUAAGCAGAGCGUUCAGUUCAUAAGUUCACCCAAUUUGAAGAUUUUUGAUAAGGAUGUGGUUCAGGUGGAGUUCGCUGAAGGGGAAGAAGAGGGCUUCGUGAAAGAGGUUGUGAAGAAGUUUAGGGAUCCUGGGAAUACCAUUAUUUGUGUUCUUGACAACUUUGAUGGCAAUUCCUUAAAAGUGGCUGAACUUUUGUUCAAGAAUGGUUUCAAAGAGGCAUAUGCAAUCAAAGGUGGACUCAGAGGGAAGGAUGGAUGGCAGGCUAUUCAAGAAACCUUGCUUCCACCAUCCGUGCAUGUUUACCCAAGAAAGAAGAGCAAAGCAACAAAUCCCUCUGGUGUUAACAGUCAAAGGACAGAUGAGCAGAACAAUGAGAAUGGUUGGGCACUGGCCUCUUCAAGCAUUCAUCAGGACAAGAACCAGAAUACAGGAAAUGAUCACAUAGACUCUGUGGAAACUGCUUCAGAAGCAAAACUUGCUCCUGAGAGACCUUUGUCACCAUACCCAAAUUACCCCGACUUGAAACCACCCUCUUCUCCAACUCCUUCAAAGCCAUAAAUAUUUUUUUGAGUGAUGAUGUGCAAAGGUUCGCUGCUGGAUGAGAGGAGGAGCCAUCACAUGCAUGACGCCAAAUUCUUCUCCACCACCACCAUAUAUUUGAGCAUUUGUCAUGGGCAUGAACGGCUAGAAAGCUAUUUGGAUUGAGGGUUUGCUUGGUUGCGUGCAGCUUCACUUACUUCCAAUAAAAUUUGCAGUUGAAAAUAGAAAUUGGAUUGAGGGUUGCUUGGUUGUGUGCGGCUUCGCUUGCUUGCGAUAAAAUUUGCAGUUGAAAACGGAAAUGCUGCAGUUGCAUUUGUGGGUAUCUUCUUAGUUUGCCUGUGAUUGUGGGAACACUUCUUUUUUAUCUGGAUGCCUGCACCCAACUAUUGUAAUGGCAAAAGUUUUGUUUGAUUGUUUGAUGCUAGCUCUACUACUAAUCCACUAAGAUUGCUCUUUCAGAAACAAUAAACUGUGUACUUAUUUGUACAGGAUUUAGCAUUUUAUUUCUACGAUAUAAUCAUGUCAUUCCAAUGCUUUAUUCUAAUAACAGUAUUCCUUUAUUUUCU
Messenger RNA from Elaeis guineensis (African oil palm), 1725 nucleotides. The record is from RefSeq and is a predicted model, not a curated record. Lineage: Eukaryota; Viridiplantae; Streptophyta; Magnoliopsida; Arecales; Arecaceae.